GGAAGAAGCACAUAGCUUAGCUCCGUGUCGCCACUGGCCAAUUGAGUUUUUACUAAAGGUUUGAGGCUAAAGAGGUUGUCUCGGCUUGAAACUUGGAUCUACACCUUAACCAUCACGUUUAUCCCGAAUAGAGCUGUUGCAAUGCAACCUUGCCGACCAAAUGCCAUUGCCAAAGUCAGCUGAAUGCUGGAAAUGGGCGGGAUCAAACGUAUAUAAAGCCUCACAUACCUCCAGCAGCAAUUCCUCAUCCAACCCAGCUUCGACAGCAUCUCUCUCUUCUUUUCAUUCGCUUUCUAUUCACAAAAACUAUUUUACGAUCUUUAUUAUCUUUCCUUUUUUGUUUUCAACAUGCGUCUCGUUUAUUCUACUGUUGCCUUGACGGCAACAGCUCUCGCAGUCCCGGUGACUGUUCCUUCUACCUAUCACCGUACUUCGAC
Molecule: messenger RNA, 437 nt
Organism: Aspergillus pseudonomiae
Lineage: Eukaryota; Fungi; Ascomycota; Eurotiomycetes; Eurotiales; Aspergillaceae
Exons: 1
Coding region: 161-379 (72 amino acids)
Source: RefSeq, a predicted model, not a curated record